AUGGACUUAGAGAAACUGGGACUCUCUUUCUCUCAGUUAUUUGUGGUCCUGCUUUUGCAGGUUUUUCUCUUUGUGUAUGUGAUGGUGAAGAGUCCUUAUCAUAUAGAAAGAGAUUACAGUCCCACAUAUAGAAAAGAAGGGGACCUAGUCAUAGGGGGCUUCUUCUCCUUGUUUCUGAAGAUAGAAGAAAAAACGUACAAGGAAUCAUUCAGAUAUUUUCCUAUCUGGAAUGGUGCAGAACCAAAGUCAGUGAUCAAACAUUACCAACAUUUGCUUGCUCUCCAGUUUGCUGUCGAUGAGAUCAACAAGAACUCCCAUUUGCUGCCCAAUGUGACCUUGGGAUACCAGUUGCUCAAUAACUUCUAUCAGGACAAACUAGCUGUGGAGAGCUCUUUGAUGUGGCUGUCAGGGAGGGGUCUGACUAUCCCUAACUAUAGCUGUGGCAGGAAGCACAAUUCAGUGGCUGUCAUUGGAGGGAUGUCAUCUACACUGUCCAUGUCCAUGGCCACCAUUCUCCAACUUUAUAAAGUUCCACAGAUCACCUAUGGCCCAUUUGAUCUUCUCCUGACUGAUAAGGUCCAGUAUCCACAUGUCUAUCAGAUAGGCAGCAGGAAAUCCACCCUUCACCUUGCAUUCAUCCAACUGAUGCUCCAUUUUGGCUGGACUUGGGUGGGACUGGUUCUUUCAGAUAACAUGAGAGGGGAAAAUUUCUUCAAUGAUCUGAAAAAGGAGAUGGUCAUGAAUGGCCUGUGUUUGGCCUUUAAGGAAAGUGUACCCCCAAACUUUAGAAGAGAUGAAGAUUUUGAAUUAUUUUCUAGGAUCAUUGCAUCAUCAUCAAAUGUGAUUUUCAUCUAUGGAGAUACAGACUCCCUGCAAGAACUUUCUACUAUAUUGGUUCAUUUUGUACUUUAUGGGAAGGUGAUGGUCACCACCUCUUCUUGGGAUUUUUCUGAUAAUUCUAAUUUUGAAAUGUUUAGCCAUUUCCAUGGUACAACAAUAUUUUCUCAUACCAAAACAGAGAUUCCUGGUUUCACCGACUUUGUAAGAAGCUUGAAUUCCAGCAUGAACCCUAAGGACAUUUUCCUAAAGACCAUCUUGGAGAUAGUCUUUAAUUGUAGACAUUCAGAAGAAAAUCAUAUAGAAAUGUUAUAUUCCUUGUGCUCAGAAGCUAUUUCCUUGGCAAAUUUACCUUCUAUAAAUUUUGACACAAUCAUAAUGGAACUCAGUUUUAAUGUUUACAAUGCAGUGUAUUUAGUGGCCCAUUCUCUCCAUCAAAUGCUCCAGUCUGAGGCAAAAGAGACAUCAGAACUUGGAAGGAACCCAUAUAUUUCUUGGAAGCUCUCCCACUUCCUAAAGUGUAUGAGUCCUGUCAAUAGUGCCAGUGAUGAGUCAUUUGGGGAUGGAGCCAUGAUGGAUGCUGAGACAUGUGAUAUCCUGAAUUCUAAAUCCUUCCCUGAUCAGAGAGAGAUACUGGUGAAAGUAGGGGAAGUGACCCAUCAUGGUCAGAGAUUCAGAAUUAAUGAAGCAGGCAUAGAUUGGCCAGAAGAUUUCUCUAGGACUCCCACUUCCACAUGCAGUCUGAGCUGUGGCCCUGGAUUCAAGAAGACAGUCUGUGAAGGCCAGCCCAUCUGCUGCUUUGAGUGCACCCCAUGCCCUGAAGGGCAGAUUUCCAACCAAACAGAUGCAGAGCAAUGUCUGCAGUGCCCUGAAGAUCAGUACCCAAGCAGUGAGAGACAUCGAUGCCUCCCCAAGACUGUGACCUUCUUGGCCUAUGAAGAACCUCUUGGAAUGACCCUGGCCUGUGCAGCUCUCUGCUUCUCCCUUCUCACUGCUCUAGUCCUUGGAGUCUUUGUGAAGCACAGAGACACCCCCAUAGUCAAAGCCAAUAACCGCAGUCUCAGCUACACUCUUCUGGGCUCCCUCACCCUCUGCUUCCUCUGCUCCUUGCUCUUCAUUGGCCGUCCUAACACCUCCACUUGUCUCCUCAGACAAACCACAUUUGCAGUUGUGUUCACAGUGGCCAUUGCAUCCAUUUUAGCUAAAACCAUCACUGUGGUUCUGGCCUUCAAGGCCACAAAGCCAGGCAAGCUCAGGAGGUGGCUGGGCUCCACAGCAUCUUAUUCUCUCAUUUUGAUCUGUACUCUAAUCCAAACGUGUCUCUGUGGC
Messenger RNA from Vombatus ursinus (common wombat), 2166 nucleotides. RefSeq names its product vomeronasal type-2 receptor 26-like. Gene Ontology annotation, molecular function: G protein-coupled receptor activity. The record is from RefSeq and is a predicted model, not a curated record. Gene Ontology annotation, cellular component: membrane. NCBI's taxonomy places the organism in Eukaryota, Metazoa, Chordata, Mammalia, Diprotodontia, Vombatidae. Gene Ontology annotation, biological process: G protein-coupled receptor signaling pathway.